GUCGCUUCACAUUCGAUCAUAUUCCAUUUCGAAAAGCUUCAGCAGAUGAGAAUGAUGAGACCGAAGUGACAAGUGCUUUCGAUCUGCCAUCGUCAUCUGGCAAAGACCCAGAACGUCUGAAAGAUGUGCUGAUGACGGUACGACGCCACGAGGACUCCGGUGCUACCCAUCCAGUUCUCCAACGGAAGGAAUCAGUCAUUCAGUCUACGAGGACCGCCGAUACCGCUCAUACUCCGGUCGGGAGAACCGAAUCGCUUCCGAUCCCGCGAGGAUAUGGCAAUCAACUGAGCGUUUCAGUGCCGGACACUCCACUGGAAAAGGGCUACGGUGCACCCUUCUUUCUGCUGCCCUCAGCUGGACAUCCGAUCGUCUCGUCGUCACUGUCCAGCCCAAUAUCAUCUACAGAAUCCUUUCGACUCGCCGCAUCACCUUCCUAUGUAGGACUGUCGCCAACGCCACGAACUGAUGGUGGUUCAACGUCAGAUCUGCAAAAGUCGCCUGGAUCACUGUCUUCGGAAACACAGGGUGACGAUGACGAUAAAAAGCAGUACUACUGUACCAUCUGCAAGAAAGACUUCAAGCGCCCAGACAUACUUUCAAGACAUCUACGGCGGCAUACUGGUGAGAAACCUUUCGGUUGUGAUUCUUGUGGGCGAUAUUUCUCGCGUUCCGACCACCUACGAACGCAUCGACGGACACACACAGAUGAAAAACCUUACCAGUGUACGAUCUGCUCGUACGCAGCUAGACGUCGCGACGUGCUCACAAGACAUAUGAGCACUCGUCAUCAAGCCAAAGCCGGUCUCUCAAUUUUCCAGAAACAUCGUGACAUAAGAAGAUGCCUCAGCGACGGCGAUCAUUCACUGACUUCUUCAGUUGCUUCUGGAGAGCCCAGCACACCGAAAAGAAUACGUCACACAACAGACAUAUCGCCAGUUCGUGAACACCCAGAACAGCGAGAUCGAACUCUGACAGAGAUUGCCACUCCCCGCGAUCGGCUUGUCACGGACACAUCUCAAGAAGAAAUUCCUUCGAUGAAUGAAAUCGAAGACGACGUCAUUGUUGAUGUUUGUGAGCUCGAAGAAGAGGAUGAGGAUGAUGACGAUGAUGAUGAAGAAGAUGACGGCGAAACUGGUCAAUAA
Molecule: messenger RNA, 1142 nt
Organism: Cooperia oncophora
Lineage: Eukaryota; Metazoa; Nematoda; Chromadorea; Rhabditida; Trichostrongylidae
Source: the annotation of a GenBank genome assembly